CUCCUCUCCCACUUUCUUUGGAAUGACAUCGGGGGUGGGAGGUGAAGAUGUUUUGUUUUCCCCCCUGAAGAAAAGGAGCCGCGCUGGCCAGGGGCUAGGAAACAAAAGGCCUGGCCUGGGAGGAGGAGGAAGAGGAGAAGAGAGCGCUUGUUGUUGGAGUGAGGCUGGCAGCAGAGAUCUGCGCUCCAUCUCUCCAAUUCCUUGCCCGACCACCGGGCCCGCCUGAUGGAUCCCACCAGGACGAGCGCCGAGCAGGCUGCCUGCGAGGAAGCUUUUUGCAGCUCGCUGCUGGACGACAUCAAGCAGAGGCUGCUGCACGCCUUCCGGGGACCGGGGGGAGCCGCCGCGCCCCAGCAGCUGCUGAUGCCGUCCAGGCCCGCGGCGCCUUGCAAAGGCAGAGGGGUCGAAGCGGCCCUGGAGGAAGCGCGCAGGGCGCACGUCGAGGGCGCUAUUGCCUGGCUCCGGGUGGAACUGUUGGAGAUGAAGUCCCAGAACCACAAGCUUGCCAAAACUUUGCUGGAUUUAAGCAUGGAAAUACAGAGGCUGAGAAACGAAGCUGACGUGCCAACUGCUCUAGAAUCAAAGGCCCCGGGCUUUGCUGCAAGCUCAGAAUAACGGAGCUGCUGCGUUUGAGG
Molecule: messenger RNA, 635 nt
Organism: Podarcis raffonei (Aeolian wall lizard)
Lineage: Eukaryota; Metazoa; Chordata; Lepidosauria; Squamata; Lacertidae
Gene: AARD
Product: alanine and arginine rich domain containing protein
Exons: 2
Coding region: 226-615 (129 amino acids)
Source: RefSeq, a predicted model, not a curated record